Molecule: messenger RNA, 8727 nt
Organism: Amoebophrya sp. A120
Lineage: Eukaryota; Dinophyceae; Syndiniales; Amoebophryaceae
Source: the annotation of a GenBank genome assembly
AGUGUAGUAAAUUGGUAUUGGUGUAGUAAAAAAUUGAGUAAUUGUACUAGUGGUUGCAUUUUGCAGUAGUUUGGAUUUUCCAAUUGCCAAUUUGCGUAGAUGAUGACGGUCCCGGCGGUCCCUUGACGUAAUUCCUUAGCGUUUGCCCUUUUGAGGUUAUUACCUCUCUACCUCUUCCGUGUGUAGCUCUCACUUAUGCCUCGUUCGUGUGUAGCUUCUUGUGUCACUGAUUUUUGGUAAAUAACUUGUUCUCGCACUACUUAGUUGCACCUGAAUACAUUCUACUAUGCUGAUCCUACCAAGUAGUUUAUUCGAAACUUCUUCUUGCUAUGUAUUUAGAAUUUCAAAUUUACGACGUCAAGGAUAGCCGCGACCGCUAAACGAAUUCGAGGGUAUCGUGCGGCCUACCUUCUUUCACGAACGUCCUCGUUCUGGUGUCCGCCCCGCACGGGAGUUAGGCACAGAAGACGGAGCUGCGAUUUCCGAUCUCGACAUCGAGCUCUUUUGCGCGAAAAGCUUCUUGGGUUCUGCGACAGUAAAGUGAGUGGUUGAAGAAGAUUGCGCCGGUGUUCCGCAUCGGACAGACGCGGGCGCCCUCCGCGGCCCGUUUGGCAACUACUGACGUGCGCAUGUUGGUGACCCGGCUUGGAAAAACGGCCCGAUAAUGCAGGGUGAUGGAGCUGCGCCUGCGACUAAGGAAAACAGCAACUACGGAGUUGUCCUCACUUCGCCUUCAGACAAUUGUACUACUGAAACUCGCAUUCUGAUUUAUGUGCCGCCCACUUGACAGCUAGAGACACACGUGAAGGCGCUCCGAGGAGGUGAUUGGAGCGUGUUUCGGGAGCCACUGCUGGACUUAGUUUCGUGACUGUAAUUUGAGCCUAUCGGUUUGUAACUACAGCGGCUUCCUUCGAUAUUGCAGAGGUCCACCACACACGUACGAGCAGACGGUGAUAUCACGAAAAAAAGAAUAUUGGAGUGCAGAUCACUUAGCUCACACUGAAAGAACUGCAGCGGGUGAUCAGGGAGCUUUGUGUCGAUGUAGAGGGCUCCCCGUGCGCGGGUGUUUUUUGACCGGAGAAGAAACGGGGGCGGUAAGGCAUGCCAAUAGGUGCAUCGCGAUCUCGGAGAUACGCUGUGCAAUAGAGCUUCUACACGGCGGGCUUUCGCCGAGGCAUUUGCGCCGAGGAUAGAGACCGAGGUCGUCCGGGUCCGGUGCGGGGAUCGGGCCGAGAAGAGCGCGGAAUUGAAGCAAACUACGGCAGAUCAUCCGUGUUCUGGUAAGCAGGAUUGUCUUGCGCUUCUAUCAGACAAGAUUAGAAUGCCUGCGCCAGCAGCAGCAGAGCCAGCGACUCAGGGCCAUGAAGACUGCAUUGACGAAAGGCGAGCCGGCGCGCAUGUUGGCGACGAGGGAGUAUCCGACCCCACCCAGGAUUGUGAAUCUGGCGACACGAGUGACGAAGAUGAUGUAGGGAACGAGAGCGGACGUGGUUCGCCUUCUCCGGUUUCCGAGGAUCACAAUGCUUCGCUUGAGGAUGGCCUCGAGUCGGAGCGUCCGGAAACGUCCGAAUCCGAUGAGGACUCGAACGCGGACGCGGAUAGCACCUCGUCAGACGACGAAGAUUCCACUGACGAAGAGACCCAGGCGGACAAGGACUUUAUGCGCUCGCUGCGAGUCGAUGAGGAGCCAGAUUUUGUACCGGAUCCAGAUUUGCCCGCGCUCGUCCCUGGAAAUUCCACCUACAACGGACGUGUACCCGGAAGGCCGCGCACUCUUCCGGGAGCGGAAAGCGAGAAAUCGCACGAGGCACAGAACGACUUGGCGGAGCUAGCAGAGGUGGAGGGCUUUUUCGAUGUACCUGGGAACCCGCAGCCGGAGCAUGAUUUUCAGGAGGACCUGUCACCCAUGACAUUUAUGCGAGACGCGGUGGCUGCAGGUAUCUUCGAUGACAAAAAGACCGUGGAGAAGAUGGCGCUUGUUGUGCAGAAACUUUCGUACGAAAGUGACGUCCUCUCUUAUUUGGAUGAGAAGAACGGAAAGACCGAACGGGAGAACAUCGCCAAGAAACUGCAAUCCGUUACCCUCGAGGACCACGUUCCAGAUCGCCCGUAUUUCUAUUGGCUCUACAAGGCUGCGCACUGUGAACAGUUGACGCGAGAAAAGAUAGUGUCGGAAAUCACCAAGAACAAGCGAGCGAGGUACAAGAUUCGCAGAGAUAGGCGAGGGCCGGUUCACGAAUGCUUCACGUACAAGCCCGUGCGGCCAUUCGUGUGGCAAUACAAGUUUGCCGACGGAACUGAAGUGGAACCCCCCAAGCCAGCGCCCGAUGGUGGCCUGGAGGGCAGCGACGCACCGGUGGAGGGAGGGCCGGAGGUAUUUCCCGUAGCUGUUUUUUUUUGCUGGCGCUUUGACAUGAGUAGAGGGAGCAGGACCUGUAGCUGCCUUGUCUUUGUAGUGUACGCAAAUGCUAACUUCUAUUUUAGCUGGUGACUGUGCUCAUUUAGAUUUUCAUUUUUCCGGCUGCCACGUACCACAGCUCUCAGUUCAAGCCUUUUUGUCACGGAAGGUCCUUUGGGAAUCCAACCUUGAAUCUGAACAAGAACAAACAAAAAUUUACGGGAUCAGGAAUCUGUGGCUGCGGAGAGUGAUUCGCUUGAACGUGACAUCGCUAUCAGUGCAUCGGCAGACGAGGCGAAGCUUGACGACGAAGACCAAAAUCCCACCGGGCCCGAGACAGAGCAAGAAAAUCCAUAUCCGGACGAAGUAACAGAAAGUAAUCCCGAAGCGGACUUUGCAGACGAAGCAACAGAAAGCAAUCCAGGCGACAAGCAAAAGAACAAAAAGGCUUCUAAACUGGAGAGUGCUGGUUCAACGAAGCCUUUGGAGUUUGCUGUUACGAAGCCACGACGGCAGCACGACCGAAGCUGGAUUUUUGUGAUCCCCGAAGACGAUCUUGCCUACGCGUUUUUCGAAGCUGCCAAAACAGGCUCGGAGAGGACUGUGCUGAGUUUGAAAAUGCGGCUUUGCCACAGAGAUUUCAGAAUCCACGGAGGUGUUUUAUUUUUGCUGAUGUAUUAUACUAAGACUUACAAAUAUUCAAAUGGAUGGCCUCACUGUUGGUCAUGUGAUCUAUCCCCCCAACUCAAUGGUCUGAAGCUUCGAAAGAUGGCCCUGAAGUCCUCUCUCUCACUUUGUACAUGAAUGGAAAUCCAGAUGCCCACCCUUUUGUCCACGCUGUUGUUUGGGUCCAGGGGGAUGAACGCAGAAAAUGCUUCAACCCCAAGGGGAGGACGGAGUUUUCGCCCACCUCCCUGAAAAAGGGAGAGCAGGAAAUAACGACGGUGGUGCUUGAACCUUUAUGAACCUGUCCAGGAUGCAACGCAGCUAGAGGCUUGCGCCCUGUCUGCUGAGAGAUUGACCCGAUUGAGGUGCCGCGCGCGGGCCUCUGGCGUACAAGCUUACUCGCCAAGUGCGGCAGGUGUGUUCAAAGCCCAAUAGAAGAAAGCUCGUGGCGCGACGGUGGUGGUGCUCGGGCCUUUAGGACCCUGCGCGGGAUGCAGCGCAGCUCGAGGCGUUGACACCGGCCACCAUGCCAGGCUUGUUCUCGCUCUAAGUUCGGACUUCAAAACCGUUCGGAGUUUCUGUUGGUCAUGGAAAUCGGUCCCGCACACACGUAACACGAUCGCCCCAGAUGAUGCCUGUUCCCAAUGAAGUGACAGAUCUGAAUGACCUGAACGAGCUAGAUCCUUCAUUCUGUUCCCCGAUGUUCAUGCAGCAAAGGCGUAGACUAACUGAGGCCAGUCACGACCUGGGUAGCAACUUUGCGCAUUAUGGAAAUUCUCACGAAGCGGAUCCGCUUUUUGGGAUCCGCCAUGACGCUGAAUGCUGCGAGUAGCAUCGUGGGGCAUCAGGAAAAUGGUCGGGAUUGCUCUAGAUCCUGAGGGGGCCCCUUCACCGUGCCCCUAGCGAAUUCAGGAGGUCAGGAGAUGGCGGCGGCUUGAUGAGGUGGCGCGCUGUUCAGUAUGAGCGUGAAUGGACUGAGGCUACAGGAUGCAACGCAGCAAGAGACCUGCGCCACUUGCUUGCUUCCUUGCAAUCGGAAGGCUUGGGCUGCUGUUGAUAACGAGCCCAGUUGAGCAAGCGCGUGGAAGUGUGUGCGAGCGUUCUCAAGUCCGCCAACAGUUUCAAAGCGUACAAAUGCCGGAGAUCGAAAAGCAGAAGGGGGCGACAGCAAAUCUGAAGCAGAGCACCACAGAGAUGGCCCGCAUGAGCAAAGUUUUUGCAUCUUCGCAGGCAUCGCGUUGAGCAUACAAAACCCGACCCGAUUCCGGAACUUGAGCGAUUUGGCCGCGCCAGAGUACUGCGCUGAGGCUUCUCGGUGGUUCGUCUUUGCCGUUUCGCAUGACAGACUUCGGGCGCCGAUGCUUUGGCCGCUCAGUGCGCCGGGUUUUUCAAGGUCCGGCGCUCGCAUAUCUGCACAGCUGGCGCCCCAGGAGGAAGGCUGCCGAUCUGGCGCACCUCUGACAUUCUUGCGUUUCGGUUUCUAGGCCAAAAUGGUGGCGCCGCUUUAAUUUAUCCCCGUUGCGUUGCGUGUCCCUGUCCCCUCGCCGACCCUGGUUUUUUGUUUGGCCCACUCCUUCUGGUAUCAGGAAGCGCAGCACUAUUUCUUCUUCUAACUAAUUUCACAGGUGAGAUAGACUUAUACCGAGACCGCCGUGGGCGAUCUGCUUUGCACUACACUGCGAUGAGCGGAAACGAGCAGGCAGUGGAUGCACUGCAAGAGUUGGUGAAUACGCAGGACCACGACGGGUGGACGCCCCUUCAUACAGCAGCAUGGUUCGGAAACAGGAUCUGCUGCGACAAGAUCGUGAAAUAUGGCGCCGAUGUGGAUAUUCGCUGCUACGAUGGGAGGAAGGCGAUCGAGUACGCACGUGAAAACAAGUGGCGCUCCACCGUACAGACGCUCGUUCGCUUUGGGCUAGAUGAGCCGCCAAAAACUCGCGCUGGGAAGAAGAAAAAGUCCGAGGCCGAGAAGCAUGCAGAUCGUAUUAAUUUUGAUAAAUUUCUAUUGCGACACAAUAUGAAUGCCUUUUUUUUUACGCUGGCUCUCGCUUGUAGAAAGCUUUGAUUUUUUCGAGUCGGAUCAGCUAUAGCAGUUCAUAAUGAUCAAAAAAUGACUCGAAAUCAUUAUAAGUAAGAAUGAACACAAAACAGUUCUGCGAAAACUUGCAAAGAAGGAAGCGAAGGCAGAGAAGGCGAGGUUGAAGAAGGCGCGACAGAGGCAAGCAGCCGAAGCAGCUGCCCGCGCAGCUGCCGUUCUUGGUGUUGAGGAUGAAACGGCGCUCGAAAAGGACGGCACCGAGAAAGUGGCUGCUACGCUACCUGAAGAUGCGAGUGACGUGCCCCAGUCGCCCUCGGAUAUCCAGACUCGAGAUAUUGAAGUCACAGCGCCCGCCACAGACGCAGAGCAGAGUGACGAAGAGUGCCCAGAUCCGCAGUCGUCCAGUAAAGACAGCGCUCCAGCUACGUCAAGCGAGGGCAGCGAUUCUUCUGCGUCAAGCGAUGCUGGCAGCGUUCCUUCUGCGUCAAGUGAUGGCAGCGCUCCAGUUUCAAGCGAGGAAAGCGCCCCUCCUGCUUCAAGCGAAGGCAGCGCUCCAUCUUCCGCGUCAAGCGAGGGCAGUUUUCCUUCUGCGGAAAGCGACGAGGAAGUUGCUAACGUAGAUCACAGCGGCGCUGACGCGGUGUCAGACUCUCAGGCGAUUCCGGCUAGCGCGGACGGCGCCUCCACAGAACUGACCGAGCAGUGUGCUGCAGCACCCAGCGCUGACUCGCCAUCUUUAAAAGGAAGCCACUUUGGAAUGUAUUUGCAACACCUGGCGAACACUGGAGUGUCGAACGAAGUGAUCGCGCAAAAGAAGUCGCUGUGCAAGGCUAAGGCUGCACACAAAAGUAAGCUAAUCGACCAGAUGAAGGGGAAAGGCGUUGCCUCUAAAGCUAAAGGACCGGUGCGGUUUUCGCCAGGAAAAAGCGUAGACGGGUCCUCCUGCAUGACAGAAGGACCUGGGUGGGAAAUUGGGCCAGAAGGUACUUCUUUUGUUUCUCAGCCACGAUGCAUAAAUUUUGCGUUUAGCGGUCGCGGAGGAACCUGAAGAUGUACGAUUUUUUUCAGAAUGAUACUGAACUUGGCCAAAAAUGCUUCGAUAAUAUCACAGGUAUAGAUCCAGCUACGACUACCAAAGGGACGAAGGGACAAAAAGCGGCGCUGAUGAUGAUGAAGGGGAAAAAGGCGGCAUUACUAUUCAAAGGUAAAGGAAAAGGAUGCAUGCCGGAAACAUUUGGCAAGGAUCUGCCUGGUUUCGGAAAGGCGCAGUGUCCGGCGACCGUGUCGGACGAAGGAGAUGCUGCAGAAGACGAGCUUGAUCCAGCUGAAUUUGCAAAGCCGGAUCCAACACAGCAGGACGUCUCCCGAGAGCGCCACUCUUUUACCGCCGAGCAGACAGUAGAACACGGGGCAACCGGGGAGCCUAGUGAACCGCUCUUGCUUCCUAUACCCUCAGCAAGUUCUCCCGCGAAUGAGGACGAAGGGCUCAGUGAGUCGCCAGCAUCGAAGGAACACAAAAAGGAGAUGCGUGCCGAAGACGUCGACGAUGGAGAGGCGAAAAGCACAACAGCUGCGCAGCGCAUGCAGCUUACGGAAGAGGCUCUCCAGCAACACCAGGAGCAGCAACUGCCGCAAACGCGAGCGUAUCUCCGAAAGCGAAUGGCGCAGGCACAGCAGCUGCACCCAGACCAGCACAUGGCGCUAUCACAGCAUCACCCCUUCGAGGAACAGCUUGCACAACUUUCCGCACAAGGACAAAAUUCCUCGCAGCAAGAAAGCGUUUCAUCUCAGCAGGAUCUGUCUCGCCAAGGAUCUGAUUUUGUACCUGGAGCACAAAAGCCUGCUUGGGCGUGGGCGGCGAAGAACCUGAAUGCCUACGGAAAAGGGAUGAAAAUGCAGCAGAUUUUCAAAGGCGCGCAACAGAAGGGAAAGAUGAUUGCACUCCAGCAAGCCAUGUCGAAGAAAAUGCAGAAAGGGCAGCUGCAGUAUCAGACCGACGCAAUAGGUCAGCAGUCUUCGACUGAACCAUUGGUGGGAGAGUCAAAAUCCUCAGCAAGUUUUUUAAGCCAAAAAGGCACGGCUGCUUCGUCCCGGCCAGCAGCAGUGCAGCAGCCGGCGGCGCCUAAAUCAGGUAUCCUUUCGAGAGAGUAUGAUUGCAAGCGAUCGCCACCGUGCAGCCUACAGCGCUGCUAUCUAUGUUUGCACUUUCUUCUUUGAGUAACUAGUUCCAUACUUCAAUUAAACUCUUGCAACGUUUCUGACAAAUUAAACUCACACAAAAAACAGGGUUAGCUAUGGCGCGACGACAGCCUCCUCCUGUUUCAUCCCUCAGUCUUACGAGCGUUCGAACUCUUGCUGGUCCAGCACCGCCUGGUGGCCCGGGCGGCCCUUGUGAUGAACUGCGACCGCGAGAAUUAUUUCCGCCGAUACGAAAUGAACUAAGUCAAACUAUGAAUGGAGCGGCAGCUGAAAAAAGCCAACGAACUGGGCAAGGCAUUUGUUCGUCCAAUCGCAUUGCACCAAAGGUCAAGGCACCCCCACCGAACAUGGAUAGGAACAUCGACGAAACUCCCGUAAAAACGCAUCACCCCUCAUGCGUCACGACCUCUCAGCCACGACAGACGACCUACCCCGGUGCCUCAUCAUCCGAUGUGUCACCAUCCGCUGCGGACGCAAACGCCAUCGUAAAAGCGACAACCUCCAGCGAUGCGUGAAGACAUGAAUGCGACACAAUGAUGUGCAUAUUUUUUUCGUAUACGGGUUUAGGGUUUCCCCGGUUAUUGCUCCGCAUCGCAGGGUAAAAGAUCCGGGGCUUCUGGUCGACGGGGAAGUCAUUCUCCUCUCGGCGCCGGCGGUCCGGCAAGCGCUUGGGUCGAGGUAUUUUAUUGGCGGAAGCGACGCCCGCGUUGGCCGAAUGGAAAUAGUUCCGCGGACAGUGCGCACCGCAAAACUAGCACAGUCGAGACAUGCACGCUUUAGGCAACAACGGCGUUUUUUUUUGCAGAUCUCGUCUGACUGCGAACACGGACCGAUGCGGUCACGGACCACGAUCCAUCGUCUUCAAACUCAAUCUGGCAGGGAUCUAGGAAAUGCUUGUCGGGAGUGGUCAACCGUGGUGGUAGGCUUGGCGACACUACGCUUAAGCAAAGUGGGUCUCAGAGAGACUGCGAGUCUAGCGUCCAUACAUCAUCGCGUCCUUCGUAAGUAUUCCGAUAAGUACCCAUUACAGAGAGGUACCAAGAUCGAUUUUCAUCACCGUUUUCCGAUAUUUGACUCUUGUAGUCCAAGCACGUGGUUCUGGUUCAGGUUUUUUCCGUUUAGGGUUUAGGACUAAGAUUUUUUUAUUUGUCGCAGACCUGUCAUUCACUUUCGCAUCCCCAUCGCCAUCAUACUGCUACUUCCUUGCUGCAUGAAAAUUGGCAACAAAUGAGUAUUGUAUAUUGACUCUGACAAAUUGCACUUGCUAACGUAAGUUGGAGCUCCUGACGAGACUUGUUGUUAAGUCGGGGCUGAAGGAUCGACAACUUAGACAACGUUGCAGCAACAAAAGUUCAGACAAGCCGGUACGAUCCUUGCUUUUUCAUAACUCCCUGUAAAGUGCAGGCCCGUCGCCUUGUGCUUGAAA